AAAAGGAAUCUGAGCUCUUGAUCGCUCGCCCCCUCGAUCUCACCCCCGCCGUAGAUCUCCGCCGCGUGACGAUCCGUGAGACUUCAUCUCAAUCGAGAGGAGGAGGAGGGGGGGUUUCUCUCUGUAGCUCGAUGGAUCAGUGGAAGCCAUCCGAGGGCUUCUUCGACGCCUCCGGGAGCUCGAGUCAAAGGGUCGGAAAUAGUGCAAAGGAUCCUAGUUCUGCACGGAAGAUUCAGAAAGCUGAUCGUGAAAAAUUGAGGAGAGAUCGACUAAAUGAACAGUUUCUGGAGUUGGGAAAAGCCCUUGACCCAGAUCGUCCCAAGAAUGACAAAGCAACCAUCCUUUCUGAUACAAUCCAAAUGUUGAAGGACUUAACUACUCAAGUGAACAAACUGAAAACUGAGUAUUCUUCCCUAUCUGAAGAAUCCCGUGAGUUGACACAGGAAAAGAAUGAGCUCAGAGAAGAGAAAGCAACAUUAAAAUCUGAAAUUGAUAAUCUAAAUUCCCAAUAUCAGCAAAGACUCAGGUGUGUCUAUCCUUGGGCUCCAGUGGAUCCUUCAGUUGUUAUGGGUCCUCCUCCAUAUCCAUAUCCAGUGCCAGUACCGAUCCCUUCAGCCCCCAUCCCAGUUCACCCAAUGCAGCCAUACCCUUUCUUUAGAAAUCAGACUCCUGGCGCUUAUGUGCCUUAUACUUCCUCCACUGACCACUCAUCCUCUCAAAACCUUCCUCAUUCUCAACCAAAUAGUAGAUCUCAAACUUCUAGUCAACAAGAUUCCAGAAGCAAGCCUUUGGAUCUUCAACAUCGUAAUGGUUCAGAAAAGAGUGACGAUUUUAGUGAUGUUGUGACGGAAUUGGAGCUCAAGACUCCUGGAUCUGCGGGCAUGUCUUCCCACUCAAAAGCAGCAAAAGAUCAGGACUUGUCUUCUGAAGGGUGCAAAGGGAAGCAAAGGCCUCCACGUAGAAAUAGUAGUGGUAACACUGAGAGGAGCAGUUCAAGCAGGUCUUCUUCCUCUUCUUCUGGUUUACCCGGGAGCUCUGGAGAUGGAUCAGUGGCAGACAACUAAAUAACUUGACAGAUGCGAAAUCUGAGCAACCAAGAUGAUUUUAACUCCUGCUUCAAGUCUCCCUAUGCAAAAUGACCAUCUAGGGAGCUAGUGAAACCAUGGUGUAGUAGAUUGUUCCCCAUUAUGAUGGAAAUACUCGAGCGCAUAACAGAAAAACAUCGAAGCAAAGGUUCAGUUUAACGCAGACUACUAUACUAAACUGGCCAUGUGUUCUAACUGAUAUAAUCGUGUAUGUAUAUAACAAAGAAAUUGGUAGACAAGUCUGUUUUAAUGUGUCACGCUUUGUUCAAUAGGUGGUCUUACUCCCUUAUAAUUAUUAAUUGGUUUUACAUAUGCAGAUUGGUGAUGCAUUUUCCUUUCA
Molecule: messenger RNA, 1425 nt
Organism: Asparagus officinalis (garden asparagus)
Lineage: Eukaryota; Viridiplantae; Streptophyta; Magnoliopsida; Asparagales; Asparagaceae
Product: transcription factor bHLH121
Exons: 5
Coding region: 132-1064 (310 amino acids)
Biological process (GO): intracellular iron ion homeostasis
Molecular function (GO): protein dimerization activity; DNA-binding transcription factor activity
Source: RefSeq, a predicted model, not a curated record